AGGACUAUUUUUUACAGGCGAAAAGCGAACCAACCUCCACAACCGCUGAUCACUCUUGACCUCCAUCAACCGUCGAUACAACCGAUUUUCGAUUUUCGAUUUUCUAUCCGCCGCCGCGCGAGAGAAGAAAUGGCAUCGGGGUGGGGAAUCACCGGCAACAAAGGGCGGUGCUACGAUUUCUGGGUCGACUUCAGCGAGUGCAUGUCUCGCUGCCGUGAGCCCAAGGACUGCGUCCUCCUCCGCGAAGACUACCUCGAGUGCCUCCACCACUCCAAAGAGUUUCAACGAAGGAAUCGUAUUUACAAGGAGGAGCAACGUAAAAUCAGGGCAGCUGCACGGGCCAAGGAGGGUGGGGAGGUUGAUAAGCAUCACCAUCCGUAGCAGAAAUCGAUCUUAUCCUUCAAACUGAAGAAGUAAUAAGUACGUGGAGAACGGAUGUCGUAAUUUUGUCCAAACUUGUCCUUUUACUUGUUUAUGAAUGUGUGCCUCAUUGGUUUAUGCAAAUAAGGUUUCGCUUGCAGUUUGUGGAAUAUAAACCCGAUUCCUUUUUAAACUCUUCAUUUUUUUCUUCUAUAUUCCGGGAAAUUGUUGUUACGGGCUGAAAUGGAUUUGUUCGUUUGAA
Messenger RNA from Pyrus x bretschneideri (Chinese white pear), 622 nucleotides. Its product is annotated as NADH dehydrogenase [ubiquinone] iron-sulfur protein 5-B. The annotation marks the transcript as partial. The transcript is spliced from 2 exons. Lineage: Eukaryota; Viridiplantae; Streptophyta; Magnoliopsida; Rosales; Rosaceae. The record is from RefSeq and is a predicted model, not a curated record. Gene Ontology annotation, biological process: mitochondrial respiratory chain complex I assembly.